UUCUAUUUCUUCGUCGUCAAUCUCGGGCCUUAUUUUCUUUUUCUCUUUUCCCUGUCCACACGGUUUUACCUAGCGAAGCACAGCAGCGCCAAAUUCCAUGGCUUUUUCGUCAGCCUCCAGCUCGCAGGUGCUGCUGCUUCACCAUCCCAAUCCCACGCGCUUGCUUCUUCCGAUUCCCAACACGCGCGGCGCGAAUGGACCCAGGCAGCUCCCGCUCCGUCUUCGACUCCGCUCCUCGUCAUGCCAUUUCCCGCCAAUUCGACCGUCUUAUGCUGCCACGCGGAGGACGAAAGGCAUUGCCACGAUUCCUUUUGCGAACGUCACCGGAUCGGCGUCUGACCCGAUUGUGAACGAGCCCGAGCACAAGUCCGACGUAUCGGAUGCCGACGGCGACGAGGAGUGGUCGUCGAAGAAACUGGUAACGUGGGGGCUUCUGUGGAGUCUGAUGCUUAGGCAUAAGUUGAGAAUUGGGAUUUCGGUUCUCUCGCUUGUUGGCUGCACUACUUGCACCCUCUCCAUGCCCAUUUUCUCAGGGCGAUUCUUUGAAGUGCUUGUGGGUGUGAGGCAGGAGCCUCUGUGGAGGCUGCUAGCUAAAGUUGGACUUGCCUACGCCAUGGAACCAAUUUUCACUGUACUGUAUGUUGUUAACAUGAACGUUGUGUGGGAGAGUGUUAUGUCGACGCUUAGAGCUCAGAUUUUCAGGAGAGUUCUGAUUCAAAAGGUGGAGUUUUUCGAUCGGUACAAGGUUGGUGAAAUCAGUGCAUUGCUGACAAAUGAUUUGGGAUCUCUCAAAGAUAUUGUGAGUGAGAAUGUUUCAAGGGAUCGUGGGUUUAGGGCACUUUCCGAGAUCCUUGGGACUGUUACCAUCUUAUUCACCUUGGCUCCCCAGCUGGCUCCAAUUUUGGGCAUCCUGAUGCUUUCAAUUUCAGUUUUAGUUGCUGUGUACAAGCGAUCAACUAUACCCGUUUUCAGAGCUCAUGGAAUGGCUCAAGCAUCCAUGUCUGACUGUGUAUCAGAAACUUUUUCUGCUAUUCGUACUGUAAGAUCUUUCAGUGGUGAACAUCGCCAAAUGUCCAUGUUUGGUAACCAGGUUCUUGCUUACCGGCGUAGUGGCAUAAGGCUUGGGAUGUUUAAAUCACUAAAUGAGUCAGUGACGAGAGUUGCUGUUUACAUCUCACUGAUUGCUUUAUAUUGUCUUGGAGGAAGUAAAGUGAAAGCUGGUGAAAUUUCUGUUGGGACUUUUGCUUCUUUUAUUGGUUACACUUUCACACUGACAUUUGCUGUUCAAGGCCUGGUCAAUACAUCUGGGGAUCUUCGUGCAACUCUUGCUGCCGUCGAAAGAAUCAAUUCCAUUCUCUCUGGAGUAGAGGUUGAUGAAACCCUUGCCUAUGGUCUAGAAAGGGAAAUCCAGGGAAAAGAACAUACAGACGAGGCAAUCAAAUUGUUCUCCGACAAUGGUCACAGCGGGAAGAGCACCCGUAACGUGCAUUACAUGUCAGCCUUAAAAUCAGCUAACAACCUAUCCAACCUUGUUUGGUCUGCUGAUAUUUGUCUAGAAGAUGUGCAUUUCUCCUAUCCCCUGAGACCUGAUGUGGAAAUUCUACGUGGUCUCGACUUGACUCUGAAGUGCGGUACCGUGACUGCUCUAGUUGGUCCAAGUGGUGCAGGAAAAAGCACAAUAGUUCAGCUACUAUCACGAUUCUAUGAGCCAACCAAUGGCCGAAUAACAGUUGCCGGAGAAGAUAUCAGGACAUUUGAAAAGACAGAGUGGGCUCGUGUGGUCUCCAUAGUAAACCAAGAACCAGUUCUUUUUUCGGUAUCAGUUGGAGAGAAUAUUGCAUACGGGCUUCCUGAUGAAAAUGUGUCCAAAGAUGACAUCAUAAAGGCUGCCAAAGCUGCAAAUGCACACGAGUUCAUAGUUUCACUGCCACUGGGUUAUGACACUCUUGUUGGUGAGCGUGGAGGCUUGCUGAGUGGAGGGCAGAGACAGAGGAUUGCUAUUGCUAGAGCUCUGCUGAAGAAUGCCCCAAUCCUUAUCCUUGAUGAGGCAACCAGUGCACUAGAUGCAGUUAGCGAACGCCUAGUCCAGGAUGCACUCAACCAUCUAAUGAAAGGCAGGACGACAAUGGUGAUUGCUCACAGAUUAAGCACGGUUCAGAACGCACACCAGAUUGCAGUUGUUUCUGAUGGAAGGAUUGCAGAACUUGGGAGCCAUUUACAGUUAAUUGCCGAAAAGGGUAGAUAUGCUACACUAGUCGGCACUCAAAGACUGGCUUUCGAAUGAUUCACCAGUCCAUUUUAACCUGUUUAACUUCCAUAGCAUAAAUAGGACCAUGGCCUUAUGUCAAUUGACAAAGAUGAGUUCUUGGACACGAGUUUUCUCCUUUACACUCUUGCAUUGAGUAGUUUGGUAGCUGAGGAUUUUUCCAAGCGACUCUCCAUAAUACAUAGUUUCUUCCUAUUCAAUUGAAAUUACAGCAUUGAGAAUGGCGAGGCAUUCAGUGGUUGGAUUGAGAAAAGUGUUCAUGAAAACAUCAAUGAUUUGAUAAACUGAAGCCACCCCAACUAAUCUGUAUUUCCAUUCUUUGUCCAAUCUCUCCCCUUCUCCACUACGGAUGCUUCCUCUCAAUUCCUCUGAAGUUAGAACCGGCUUCACCAGCAGUGGAGGAGCUCUGUAUAAACUGCCAGCAGAUAACCAGAAAUCGGGAACAAAUUCCAGAUCCACCUUUCCAGAAUCCGGGUUAAUCCUGCCCUGGAAUGCUUCCGGGACUAUAUCGAUCUUCCGGCCUGGUGGCAAUGGUAAAUUGGCAAUGCCAAGAGCCUGGUGGUCUCACUCGUCAGUGGUGGAAUGUACAGAGUUCAGGUCGAAUGAUACUGAUAUGAUCACCAUCUUUAGUGCCAAUUCCAGUUUCUGUUCCCCUUUGGCAUUGUAGUGGAAACCAGGAUAUCUGGGAGAUCCCAAGCUUGCAAACUUCCAGAGUUUUGAAGCUGAUACUGUAAGCAUCGGAGUUCAGAAGUUUGGUUUUGCUGAUGGAUGCCUGCUGUUUUGGGUUUGAAGAAGAGGAGGAAACUGCUGUAUUUCUGAAACUGGGUCUUAAAGUUGAGGACUACCAUUUGGAGAGUUUAAAGUGUAAACGUUACAAUCCUAGGUCUUAUCUAAAUAGUGGGUUGGGGUGCAAUUACGUUCCCCUAAAUAUAUUCCAUAUGUUGUUCGCAAGUUUUAAUAUAAGCCUACUUAAUUU
Linum trigynum is the source of this 3242-nucleotide messenger RNA. NCBI's taxonomy places the organism in Eukaryota, Viridiplantae, Streptophyta, Magnoliopsida, Malpighiales, Linaceae. The record is from the annotation of a GenBank genome assembly.